Messenger RNA from Zerene cesonia (dogface butterfly), 1823 nucleotides. It is a transcript of the gene lost, whose product is annotated as methenyltetrahydrofolate synthase domain-containing protein. NCBI's taxonomy places the organism in Eukaryota, Metazoa, Arthropoda, Insecta, Lepidoptera, Pieridae. Bases 138 to 1538 code for a protein of 466 amino acids. The transcript has 13 exons. The record is from RefSeq and is a predicted model, not a curated record. Gene Ontology annotation, cellular component: cytoplasm.
UUUGUUUUUUAUUCGCAUUCUAUUUUUGCGUGUGACGGUUCUGUCCGGAAAAUAAGAUUUUAUUUUGUUAACUUUUCAUGAUUAUCGUUAAAUUGUCGGCAUUUUGAUAUUUCCUGGCAAUAAAAAACGCAAGUAUCAUGCAGAACGGGGAAGAAACGCCGGCGGCUACAGAAACAGCAAAUACGCCGCAGCCCGAGGAGGUGACGAAGCAAUCGUUCCGUAUCAAAGUAUGGCGUCACUUGGAGACCAACGGGCUGGCUAUGUUCCCCCGUCCUGUGUACAACCGCAUCCCUAACUUCAAGGGGGCACAAGAAGCGGCCGUUAAACUGGCCGAAUUGGAUGUAUUCAAGAAUGCAAGUACGGUGAAAGUGAAUCCCGAUAAGCCGCAAGAGCCUGUGAGGGUGCUGUGCCUGGAACAGCAGAAGACGCUGUACGUACCGGUGCCGCGCUUGCAGAACGGUUUCCUCAACCGCCUGGUGUUGCCCGAGGGGGAGACCGGCCCGGCCGCCAUCAGGAAAGCUGUUUCCAGAAACGGAAUGGAGACUUAUGGACAGCCGUUGUCCAUUGAAGAUUCCGUUUCCUUGGAUCUGGUUGUGAUGGGUUCAGUCGCUGUGUCCAAAGAAGGAUAUCGCAUUGGGAAAGGAAGAGGCUACGGCGACCUAGAGUUUGGACUGAUGAUGCACAUGAAAGCGAUAAACCCAGACACCCUGGUGGUGACCACAGUGCAUGACUGUCAGGUAUUCGACACACUCCCGGCGGAAUUGUUUGGACCGCACGAUGUUCCUAUAGAUAUUAUUGUGACGCCGACACAGGUGAUCGAAACCCAACGUAUGAGCUCGCGUCCAACUGGCAUUCUGUGGCAUUUGCUGUCGAGCCGGCGCGUCCAACAGAUGCCGGUUUUGGGACAACUCAGGGAGAUUGAGAUGCUGGCGGGGCGCGCGUGCACGCUGAAGGAGGUGGACACGGACAUGGAGGAGCGCGGCGCCGCGCGCGCGCGCCGCCAGCGCCGCCGCACGCGCUCGCACAAGAGCCACAGCGAGGGCGAGGGCAACACAACGGAAGGCGAGGAUGGCAAGCCGAAGUCGCGUCGGUCGGCGCGGCGCCGCAACAGCCACAAGUCGGCGAGCAAGGACGGCAAGGAGAGCGACUCCAAGGACCAGAAACCCAGGCGCCCGAGACGCCCUAGACCUGUUAUCGAUUUCUCUGUUAAAAUUUCGAACAUCAGUCCCACGACGCGUGUGCGCGACCUGAAGCAGGCGCUCACCGAGCGCGGCGUCAAACCGCAAAUGAUGACUUGGAAGGGCUUCCGCGGUUUUUGCUAUCUACAUUUCUACAAAUCGGGACCACAAAAGGGCGAAGGUGACAACAUCCAAGCGCCUAACAUGGAGAGCGUCAUUAGCGCUCUGUCUCAAAUGUGUGUCGGUGGUACGGGUGAACAAACGAACGAAAAACCGCGUUUAUUGAACGUGGAACCCGCGCCGCCGCGCAACGCGCCGCAGGCCACACCCACUGAGCCGCCGGCCGCUGAGGUGCACUAAUACAAAACGCAAGGCAACGACAGCUCGAUACCACACAAGUCGCACGCAAUUACGAACGUUGGUCGCUUUCAGCACGCGAAGGAAUCGUUGCAUUCCGAUACUAAUUUGUUUAGAGUUAAGGUUGAUUUUUCUUUGGCGUCCGGCCGUUUUGAUGCACAGUUUGUUUAUACUUUGUUAGUGUAACCCGAUUAUGUUUUGCUUGCUAAUACUGUAUAGAGCCCAAACAAUAGAAAAUCUAUCGAAAAUUGUUUUUUUAAGCUAAUAUGAUUAUAUCGUUCUAUAAAA